Messenger RNA from Aedes albopictus (Asian tiger mosquito), 4736 nucleotides. RefSeq lists its product as uncharacterized. The record is from RefSeq and is a predicted model, not a curated record. The transcript has 3 exons. Bases 1899 to 4736 code for a protein of 945 amino acids. Lineage: Eukaryota; Metazoa; Arthropoda; Insecta; Diptera; Culicidae.
UGUAGGGUGGGGCGGGGCAAGAUGGGUCACCUAAGGAUGCAUCACCAUAACUUUGUAAAUACAAAUCGUAUUGGUUUGUAUUCGUCCGCUACUCUUCAAUACACUAGUUAGCUAUGCUAAAGGUCGAUAAAAAGAUCAUUAAAUACAAAAUAUGAUGUUAAACAGGCAGUUUUAGAAAGUGAUCGAUUUUGCGCCGUGAAAAAAGGGCGGGGUAAGAUGGGUCACCUUUUAGGUAAUUCACAUUUUCUCAACGAAAAACGUCAAAAUAUAAGAUUUGUUCCGCAUUCAUAUAUGCUCCAUAUCCAUACUGAGUAAACAAGAGCUACUACCGUGUAUGCACCAAACUUUGCGCAGUUAAGAAAAAUCAAAUUUCUAGUCGUUAUAAAAAAUACGAACAAACAAAAUAUAUCAUGAACAGCAUGCUCAUACGAUAGACUUAUGAUCCUUCUUUUAGUCUGCAAUAUAAAAAAAAUCAUAAUAUUAACCAAAAAAUACUUAAAGCAUGAGCAUGAGCAUGAGCAUGAGAUGACCGUACAAUUCGUAGUUGCUACUCCGUUACUGACCAGAACAGUCAACAUUGCACAGGGAACCAAAUGGAUGGGGCCUGGGUGUAGCUUUCCAUCCUCAAUGUGCAAUUUUGAAGGUUCAAAACUUUAAAUUGUCAGUACCGGCGCCGGCCACGUCCUUACGGUCAUCGGGGAAGGGAAGGAAUGUUGGUGUGACAUCCGUUGCUACUAGAGACCAUGUGUACCUCCGCAUCCCCACGGUUGUCACAGGAAGGAAGUUUGUUAGUGGGAAGGGAAGGGAUAGAAAGUUACAUAGAUCUGGAUUCACAUUGGUAAGUGAUGUGAGCUAUGCAACCCUUGAUAUGAUUUAGUUUUCCGCCAGCCGGCUGUCGGAAAAAUACAAUAAUUUUAUUGUAUGUUUGUGUAUUAAAUUUAAUUAUCACCCCUGUUAUGGCAACACUGAAAACCCUCUCUCGCCUACCGAACCUGGAGCUCAAGCUUUAGGUGACACUUCUCGUGAGUGACGUGGAUAUCUGUCAUCAGAUUGUCAUCGGGGUGAAAAAGCAUAGUCACUGCGACAGACUAACAGCGUGUUUGAUGUUCGUUCCGCAAAAUUAUAAUUCCAUGAAAUUCGUUCCUUAGAUGUACCUAUAAUUACCUUAUUGCUAAAUUUCUUCUACACUACGUUGAGAAUUCGUGAAUUGAUUAUAACAAAGUGAAUUUAUAAUACCGAUGAGCAGUUAAAUUUUGGGUUUAACGAUAAUAGCGCUUCAUUGAAUUGGCAGAACGGCUAAGCUAGCUGACGAUUGCGUAUCGGUAAUAAGCUAGAGCCAGGUAAGACGGCAGAGAUUCGUCAAGAUUCGUUCUCUAAACUAUGUUAUUAUAGAUUUCUCCCACGAGUAAAGCGCUAACGAAGGCCCUCUAAAAUUGAGAGGAACGGUCAAAGACCAUGUAAGCAAUAAUACUAAUUCCAAUCUAUUAUUAAAAUUCUAAUGAUUAAAUACAUUUGCAGCUUUAAGCUGGCGUUGAGUAACUCCGCUGCUAGAAGACUUUCACCAAUCCGAACAAUUACUUAAAGAUGUAAGAAGACCCGAACGCGAAGAAGAACUGGAGGACCAGGGCCCGUAUUUCGGUCAAGAAUCGCCGAGCUUCGCUGGUUCAGUGGCAAGAAGUGUAACGAGAGAAGUAGGGCCCACAGCCGAGCAGCUAUCGGCGCGACAGAUAUGGCCAAAGAAGUUACCGAGUUUUUCUGGAGACCCGGAAGACUGGCCGCUAUUCUAUAGCAGUUUUGAGACGGGAAACACGGCUUGUGGGUUUUCAAACAUCGAAAACCUGAUUCGACUACGAGAAUGCCUUCAUGGUCCGGCUCGAGAAGCAGUCCUGACGAAGCUUAUGUUCCCUCACAGUGUCCCUUCGAUCAUGGAAACAUUACGCCGUUUAUAUGGAAGGCCAGAGCUACUAGUGAAAAAUCUCUUACAGAAAGUGCGACGUUUGGAGACGCCUAAACCGGAGAGGCUUGACACUUUGAUGGCCUUCGGGAUGGCCGUUAAUCAGCUGUGCGACCAUCUAGAAGCAGCUAACCUGCAAGGACACUUGUUCAACCCCACACUCCUCGAAGAACUAGUGGAGAAAUUGCCGGCCACUGUGAAGCUAGAAUGGGUUCGGUUCAAGAGGUUGUUUAGGCACCCAUCGCUCAAAGAGUUCGGCGAAUUCAUGGAGACAUUGGUAGCCGACGCUAGCGAAGUUACCACUCUAGUUCAACCAAAACAAGGACCCUCGAAAUCGGACAAACAGCCACGGCGGGAGAAGGGGCAAAUCUACACUCACGCUUCCACCGCCAAGGAUAAGGACAGUUCUGAGAGACAACCUUGUCCAAUAUGCGCCGGAACUGACCAUAGGGUUCGGAAUUGCGACAAAUUUCAGCAAAUGGACGUAGACAACCGGGCUAAGGCGGUCGAACGAUGGAAGCUAUGCAACGUGUGUCUCUAUGAUCAUGGCAAAUGGAGAUGCCGUUCAAAAAUCCGUUGUGACGUGAAUGACUGCCAAGGACGACACCAUCCGUUACUGCACAGAUCGAUCACCCUAUCGCAGGGUGUCGUACAAAUUCACGAACGAUCGAAAAAAUCAGUGCUCUUCAGGAUCAUACCGCUAACGCUGCAUCACGGUUCUCGCAGUUGCAAUACGUAUGCAUUUCUGGAUGAAGGCUCUAAUAUGACACUGGUGGAAGACAGCUUGACUCAUCAGCUAGGAAUUGAAGGCGUACCGGAACCCCUGGAGUUGAAAUGGACAUCGGACAUCGGACGAGUGGAGUACGCUUCACAACGUACAGACAUAGUCGUCACCGGCGAGGGGCAAACAAGCUGUUACCGUUUAAAUUCAGCCCACACCGUUGGCUCUCUCAAUCUACCGCGUCAGAGUCUGUCGAUAGAGAAUCUGCAUGAACGAUAUCCCUACCUGCGCGAUGUCCCAGUGGCUUCGUACGAAAAGGCUGUUCCACGGGUACUGAUUGGACUCGAUAAUAUUGAGCUGUUCUCGCCUCUAGAAUGUCGAACAGGUGGAUCUGGCGAGCCAAUAGCAGUUAGAUGCCUUCUUGGCUGGACAAUCUACGGACCGGUCUCGACCGGUUCUGUUAUUCCUGGAAUCGUCAGCGUUCAUAGAUGUGGCUGUGAUGGUGACCAAGAAUUGAACGAUUUGGUUCGAAAGCAAUAUGAGCUCGAGGAAGCAGGGAUUUCGUCUUUUCCUUUGCUAGAACCUGCGGAGGAAAGGCGCGCUCGAAAAAUGCUGGAGAGCACCACGGUGAAAGUCGACGGGCGAUAUGAAACUGGACUGUUGUGGAAGUCGGACAACACACAAUUGCCAGAUAGUCGUUCGAUGGCUUUGUCCAGAAUGCGAAGUUUGGAGAUCAAAUUGGCGAAAAACCCUGAGUUGCGCUCGAACGUACACAACCAAAUUAAUGAGUACAUCCGCAAAGGGUAUGCUCAUAAGGCCACAGAAGAAGAGCUUGCUGCAAUGAAUAAACAUCAAGUUUGGUAUCUACCAUUGAAUGUGGUAUCCCACCCUAAGAAGCCCGGGAAGAAACGACUAGUUUGGGAUGCUGCCGCUUGUGUGAAUGGUAUCUCACUCAAUUCCCAACUUCUGAAAGGCCCGGACCAACUCGUUACGCUUCCCUCGAUUAUCUGUAAAUUUCGAGAACGCAGCAUUGGAUUCGGAGGGGAUGUGCGAGAAAUGUUUCAUCAGCUAAGAAUGAGACAAUCCGAUAAGCGCUUUCAGCUGUUCCUCUUCAGAUUUGACAACAGCAAACCCCCCGACGUGUACGUGAUGGACGUUGCGACGUUUGGGGCAACGUGCUCCCCUUGCUCUGCGAUGUACGUAAUGAGGUUGAACGCGGAUACCUGCAAGGAAGAAUUUCCGGAUGCUAGUGCGGCCAUAAAAGAAAAGACCUAUAUGGAUGACUACUAUGAUAGCCUCGACACACCACAGGAAGCAGGGAUACGAGCUAUACAAGUGAGGGAAAUUCAUGCACGUGCUGGCUUUGAAAUGAGGAAUUGGGUUAGCAAUAGCCCCAAAGUCCUCGGAAUGUUGGGAGAGGAAGACGCGAAGAAAUCACUGCAAAUCGCCACGGAUACGCAGAUGUCAGAAAGAGUGCUUGGCAUGACCUGGGAGCCAACAGAAGACGUGUUCUUGUUUUCUAUUGAUUUGCACGAGAGCUUGAUAGAUUACAUACAAGGCAGCCGACGUCCGACGAAAAGAGCAACUUUGCGGUGCAUUAUGAGCUUUUUCGAUCCUCUUGGGCUUUUGUCGCCCUAUCUGAUCCAUGGCAAGAUUAUCAUGCAGGAUCUGUGGCGUGCUGGUACGGAUUGGGAUGAAGAGAUAGGAGACGAUUUGUUUUCUAAAUGGUGUGAAUGGACCAAACUUCUUUCCAAAUUGAACUGCGUGAAGGUACCCCGAUGCUAUUUUGGGCAUGUACGGCCCGAGGACCUGUCGGAUUUGCAAUUGCACGUCUUCACAGACGCCAGUGAGCAGGCCUACGGAUGUGCUGCGUAUUUGCGAUCCGUUUCAGAAGGAAAAGUGCGAUGCACAUUGGUGAUGGCCAGGAGCAAGGUAGCACCGCUCAAGGCCAUGUCGAUCCCUCGAAUGGAACUACAAGCGGCGGUUCUUGGAUCGAGGCUUAUGGAUAGUAAUGUUGGCCGACGAAGGAUACUGGACUCUCAAGAACAGAAGAAGAAUUAA